This is a messenger RNA of Arabidopsis thaliana (thale cress), 1296 nucleotides long. RefSeq names its product hydroxysteroid dehydrogenase 3 (gene HSD3). Gene Ontology annotation, cellular component: membrane. The record is from RefSeq and is marked reviewed. NCBI's taxonomy places the organism in Eukaryota, Viridiplantae, Streptophyta, Magnoliopsida, Brassicales, Brassicaceae. The coding region runs from base 261 to 1190 and encodes 309 amino acids. The transcript has 6 exons.
AACAAAUAUAUAUUUAUUUUUUAACAAAUACACAAAUAUAUUUUUAGUAGCAAUUAACCUAUUUUCCUAACAAGAUACAACAGAAGAAUAAGAAAAUAGUAGACAGAUAGAUCCACUUGCUACCAUUUCCUCUCCCUGUAGCCUUCUGUGUCUAUUAAAAUAGACUUCACUUGUAAAGUAAAAGUUUGAACAUUUUAACAUAUAAAAAAAAAAACCAAGUAGAGAGGUAAGUGGUGGUAUUGGUUCUGCAAAAGAACAUUAUGGAUAUACUUACCACCAUUCUCAAUCUUCUUCUUCCUCCUCUUACUAUCAUCUUUCUCUUCCUGUUUUACCCAUUUUAUCUUUUGAUCAAACUUGUGCUUUGUCUUCGUAAGAACCUUCACUUCGAAAACGUAGCCAGAAAAGUAGUUCUAAUCACCGGAGCUUCCUCUGGCAUCGGAGAGCAUGUGGCAUACGAAUACGCAAAGAAAGGAGCAUAUUUGGCUCUUGUUGCUCGAAGAAGGGAUCGUCUAGAGAUUGUAGCAGAAACAUCACGUCAAUUAGGAUCUGGUAAUGUCAUCAUCAUACCUGGUGAUGUUUCUAAUGUUGAGGACUGCAAGAAGUUCAUCGAUGAGACGAUUCGUCAUUUCGGAAAACUAGACCACCUGAUCAAUAAUGCUGGUGUAUUUCAAACUGUUCUUUUCGAAGAUUUCACACAAAUUCAAGACGCAAAUCCUAUAAUGGACAUCAACUUUUGGGGUACAACAUACAUCACCUAUUUUGCAAUUCCUCAUCUUCGAAAGAGUAAAGGAAAAAUCGUCGCGAUUACAUCGGGUUCAGCAAAUAUACCUUUGCCAUUGGCAAGCAUCUAUGCAGCAAGCAAAGCAGCCUUAUUAAGAUUCUUUGAGACAUUAAGAAUAGAGCUAAGUCCUGAUAUCAAAAUAACAAUUGUUCUCCCAGGAGUUGUAUCAACAGAUAUGACCACUCCUCACUGUAUAGAGAAGUAUGGUUCGGAUUUUAUUCUAUCGGAAUCAGUGAGUAAAUGCGCAAAGGCAAUCUUCAGAGGUAUUGGCAGAGGAGAGACAUACAUAGAAGAACCAUCUUGGAUGAAAUGGCUGUUUAUAAUGAAAAAUGUAUGUCCCGAAAUCGUUGAUUACGGACUUAACUAUCUAUUUGUUAGUUAUCUAAAACCUUAUUUCAAGCGUGAUUGAUCAUAACAAUCAAUCCCAAAUCUAUAAUCUUUUUAAUAAGGGUUGUGUACUUGUCUUCCUAUGAUGACUAUUUUUCAAUAAAAUGUAUAAUGGUUGUUUCGUUUGG